AUGGAGGUCUCUACGGCUUCAGAAAUCUUGAUCCUCCUUGCUGCCUUGAUUUGGCCUUGCGCUGAAAACAUCAACGUGAAAAUAAGUUGUUCUAUGGACUGGUUGAUGGUCUCUGUAAGCCCAUGUGCGUACAGCAGCAAUUUGUAUAUUUUUGCUGAUGAAUUAUAUCUGGGAUCGGGUUGCCCUGUGACUCGGAUACAAACAUAUGCCUAUGAUUUUAUAUACCCUGUGAAUGACUGUGGGAUCAGGACAAAGGUUGUUUCAGAGGAUACUCUCCUUUUUCAAACAGAGGUGUACUUUAACCCUAGGAAUAUACAUUGUGACCAUCAGAAAAUCCCUUUGGAAUGUUCUGCCUCUAGGAAAUCAGUGUGGCUUACACCAGUUUCUACAGAUAAUGAAAUAAAAUUGGAUCCCAGUCCCUUUAUUGCUGAUUUUGAGACAACACCAGAAGAGUUAGGAUUAUUAAAUUCUAGUCAAACUGACUCCAUAUUUAAGGAGAAAUUGAAACUUGGAAAGACGCAGAUUCACCUUUGUGGAUGCCAGACCGUCUCAUCAGACAUGUCGGGGCCUCCACCCGCACCCCUAUACUUUCCAGUCAAGCGCAAGUCGCCACCUCCGGAGACAUAA
Molecule: messenger RNA, 627 nt
Organism: Physeter macrocephalus (sperm whale)
Lineage: Eukaryota; Metazoa; Chordata; Mammalia; Artiodactyla; Physeteridae
Product: oocyte-secreted protein 2
Exons: 5
Coding region: 1-627 (208 amino acids)
Source: RefSeq, a predicted model, not a curated record